UUCUCAGACCCUUUAUUGGAACGCUGAGAUGGAAAAGAUAGGAUUUUGUUAAUAUUUCGCUUUUCUCAGGCGUGCUUUUAGCGGCCAAUCGUUCGGAAGUCUCGAAACGUUACAGUAAGCAAAAAUGGAAGGAAAUCUCUUGCGAUUGGCUCGUUGCCACCUUCUUUAUAAAGACAAUCAAAAUGCGUGAUUCUCUUCGAGCAGUAAGAUCUCCUCCUUGAAUGGCGUCGUACUAUUUCCCCUCCAAAUUCCACCCCCUUUUGCUGCUCGCUCUCUCCGCUCUGCUCCUAUCCUGCCUGGUUCUCACGGUGCCCAGAUCGAAGAAAGUGGCCAUGUCUAAAGCGGCGGCAGGAGAAGAAGACGCAAGAUUGGUGACGGAGAUUCAUGGUGUUAAGAUAGAGAAGAAUCCUCCUCAGUCCAAACUCGACGAGCUUGGCGUCGCCGAUUGGCCCAAGUGGGGAUGCGGUCCGAGUAAGUUCCCGUGGACCUUCACAUCCACGGAGACAAUGUACUUACUGGAAGGGAAAGUGACAGUGUAUAUAGACGGGCACGAUGGAUCUUUCGAAAUCGGAGGCGGGGAUCUGGUUAUAUUCCCCAAAGGUAUGAAGAUCGUUUGGGAUGUCGUUGAAGCUGUGAACAAGCACUACAGCUUGGAGAAGAACUAAGGAUUUCGAGCUCUGUCGGUAAACUUCAUGCGUCUGCAAAUCUAAUAUCUGCUUACUAGGAGGCACUACAUUUCAAUCGCAAAUCUAAUAUUGGAGACUUGACUACCAAAUAUUCAUAUUAUCAUCUUGUAUUUAAGCUUGGACAAGUUUUCGCUACUUUCUAUUCAAGGUUCUUCCUGAGCUUACAGGAAGAAAAAUCUUGUACUCUUCUGUUAACUGUCUUGUUUCUUCGGCGAAAUUUGCUUAGAUAAUGCUAUGCAACAUCUAGAAGAUGAUAUUGUCAA
Molecule: messenger RNA, 949 nt
Organism: Eucalyptus grandis
Lineage: Eukaryota; Viridiplantae; Streptophyta; Magnoliopsida; Myrtales; Myrtaceae
Exons: 2
Coding region: 222-665 (147 amino acids)
Source: RefSeq, a predicted model, not a curated record